AUUCCCAAAUGUGAUCGGUGUCAUAGAUGGGACUCAUGUACAGAUCCAGGCACCAUCUAUUGAUGAACCCAUGUACGUGAACAGAAUGGGUUACCAUUCCAUCAACACACAGAUUGUGUUUGAUCAUAAUGACAUGAUAAUGGACGUUGUCGCCAGAUGGCCAGGAAGUACCCACGAUAGCAGGAUCCUUAGAGGAAGUGGGCUGUGGCAAGUUUUCGAUAGAAACCUGCUUCCACAGAAUGACCACUUUCUUCUGGGCGAUAGUGGGUAUCCCUGCAAACGCUGGCCGUUGACGCCUUAUGUGAGACCAGCUAAUAACGCUCAGGAAGCGUAUAACAGGGCACACAAGUUGACAAGGAGCAAGGUUGAACGGGGCAUAGGACAGCUGAAACGCAGAUGGGGAAUUCUGCAUGGAGAAGUUAGACUUGCUCCAGAAAAAACGUGCAAGGUGAUCAUUGCAUGUGCAGUUUUGCACAACAUCUGCAAGCUGCAUGGUGUGCCAGAUGUUGAUGAUCUGCCGGAAGAUCCUGUGCGCAAUGACGGGAUUCAUGUUGGUCCAGAAGAUGGACUUCGCUUUCGUGAUAUUAUAUGCGAACAGUAUUUUAGAUUGUAAAUUACGGGGGAUAUAGACAAAACAAGUCUUAAAAAUGUGUGUUCAUUUACAUCUAAUAAAGACAAAACAAGUCUUAAAAAUGUGUGUUCAUUUACAUCUGAUAAAGACAAAACAAGUCUUAAAAAUGUGUGUUCAUUUACAUCUGAUAAAGACAAAACAAGUCUUAAAAAUGUGUGUUCAUUUACAUCUGAUAAAGACAAAACAAGUCUUAAAUAUGUG
Molecule: messenger RNA, 832 nt
Organism: Dreissena polymorpha
Lineage: Eukaryota; Metazoa; Mollusca; Bivalvia; Myida; Dreissenidae
Product: putative nuclease HARBI1
Exons: 4
Coding region: 71-613 (180 amino acids)
Source: RefSeq, a predicted model, not a curated record